Messenger RNA from Drosophila suzukii, 2910 nucleotides. NCBI's taxonomy places the organism in Eukaryota, Metazoa, Arthropoda, Insecta, Diptera, Drosophilidae. The record is from RefSeq and is a predicted model, not a curated record.
UAACUUUGGAUAUCGAUUCCAUUACCGCUGUUUUUGGUUUUAAACUUUCGAAAAGUGACAUUACAAAAUUGUAUGUCACGCCAGAAAGCAAAUUUAAACGGAAGUAUUGUAUAAUUGACUUGAAAUACUCGCAUGAUUUAAAAAAGCGAAAAGAUGACCAACGGCGAAGUUCGGCCCACCAGGCCCAGUCCCUAUUGGCGUCAUGCCAGCCCCCCGAAGAGGACAACGACACCCAAAUUCGACUUAACACCUGAGCAGACGACUAACCGAAUCGGACAGCACCUGCUGCGAACCCUGGUUCAGAGUUUACCUUCUGGGGCGGAACCCGCGCGAUCACGGUCAUCCUGCCCACCCACACAUCGUCGUCGCCGGCAAGUUAGUGCCUGCAGAUCCUUAGGUACUCCGGAACCGGAGCCAUCGAUCAGGACCAGGGCACCGCUUAGAUUGCAGGCGGGAAUGCCGGUUAAGCAAGUGCUAGAAGGGGACCGACUCCUUCCAAAGGUCAUUGGGCUGGGAAGAAAUGGACAGCAGUCAGUGAUGGCCGCUGUUAAGCGCCGCAGUGAGUCGCCAUCAUUCAAGGCCAAGACCAGAGAAGAGGAGUUCGACAGGAUACCGGAGUUGGUGACGGGAGCAGCGACCGCCAGAUCCCGAGAGGAGGAGUUCGAAAAGAUACCAUCCAAGGUAUCUAGUAUGCACCAAGAUGUCAAGGACGCAGAUAAUGAAAGCGGGGAGAAUUCAAAGCCAGAAACCCUGGAGGAUUCCAAGCCGGAAACCCUGGUGAAUAGUAAACCCGAAACCCAGGAGAAUUCACAGCUGCAUAGCCUGGACAACUUAAAUAAGAGUAGUCAAGAAGUCUCAAACUCAAAAAUAGAAGAGGAUCAGGCCGCCAAGGAACCGGAUCAACAGCAACCAGAGUGUGCGGCCAACUCAAAGAUAAUUCCAUGCUUUCGGGGGGAAUAUCCCACGCGACAUCGACCUGGCUCAUAUCAGUGGUUUAAGUCCGCAGUUCCCAAUUGCGGAAAUAUCGUUACCAUCUGCGAUGAGGAACAGCAAAUUAUGGGCAAGGCGGAAAUUGUCACCGCCUGCGAGGUGACCGAGGCUCACUUUUUGAGCAUCGACUGUGAGGAGGAUAACAUGCCGGCGAUUCCGAGGUGCAAUAAGUGCAAUGGUUGUCCACAACAAAACCGGCAUGCAAAUCGCUUGGAUCUUCUGUAAGCGGCAACAAAAUGCUUUCAGCAACCCUGCUUUCAGCAGCAACAACCCUGCUUUCAGCAGCAGCAACCCUGCUUUCAGCAGCAGCAACCCUGCUUUCAGCAACAACAACCUUGCUUUCAGCAGCAGCAACCCUGUUUUCAGCAACAACAGCCAUGCUUUCAGCAGCAACAACCCUCCUGCUUUCAGCAACAACAAAGAAAUUGUGGCCGAAAUUCACUCUGUCCCAAUGCCCCGGCGAAACAAAGAAGUUGUCUCAAGUGCCAGGAUCAAAAUCAAUCCAUCAAUUCGUUUGCUUACAAUCCGAAUCAGUCAGUGCAGCAAGCAAUUCUUCCGCAAUUGCAACAAUCAAUUCAGCAAAGGAAUCCUCCAGAACAAGUGCAACCAACAAUGCAGAUACAGCCAACGAUGCAACAACAGCCAGUGGUACAACAGCAACCAAUAGAGGAGAACAACUAUUGCCUCACCGAAAUGCUGGCCGAGGAGCUGAAGAAGCAGAUGCUGGAGGCCCAGGCGCAGAUUGCCCAAGUGCAGCUUCAGCUGAAUAGUGCCUGUGGAGCCACCAGAGUGCGCCAGAUGCAUGUGCUCACCCAGAAUGCCUCCGAUGCUCCAGGUUGGGCGCCAGAAACCCAGUUCCUAGGUUCCUUUACCGAAGAACAGGAUACAGGCGUUGCUAUACCAGAUGAAAUGGGGCAGAACGGUGGUGAAGAGGAUCCCAUGAGCUGUCAGGAGUUUUCCUUGCAGUCUGCAGACCAGCAGCCAUCCUUCCCCUGCCAAGUCUCGGGUUCCACCAAGUCGAAUGCUAUAUGGUCCCAGCAUUCAGCUUCUCAAAACUCACAGGAUCCCAUGCAGUUUGGCCUGUAUCCUGUGCCAGUGGCGAUGCCAAAUCCAAAUACAUACUUCGAGCCAGAUCCUCAGCAAUUUCCCUGUCAGCAGCAACAGCCAGCGUCUUUUCUGCAGAUCCAACAGCAAAUGGUUCCUUGCCCGCAGAUCCAACAGCAAUACAGAGCUCCGCCCUUACCGCCACUGAAACCACCUCCUUGUCAUCAGAAGCAGCAGCAGCAGCGAUUAUCCUGCCAGCAACAGCAGCAGCAACAACCCAUGAGAUCUGGUCAACCGUCCCAAUCCAAUAAGUGUUCCUGUGCCCCACAAUUCUGUCCCAGUUGUUGUUGCCAGCGAUAUGCCCAAAUGCGAUUCAUGAUGCCGCGAUGUUGGCCGCGCUGAAGGUUUCCUUUGGACACUCCAACAUUUGUAGCGCAACUUACCUUGAUCAGACAAUAUGAAUGUCCCAUCAAGUUAAGAUACCUUACGAAUUGAGAUCUCCAAAUGUACACACAUAAUUGUGCAAUUCUUCCGUUUAAAAUUGAGGGCAAUCGAUGAAGGCAAAAACUCGCCUCCAAUAAAGUUUCGAUUUUAAGGGUUAGAACUUGAGUUUUUUGUCAGCUGGCAGAGAUUCGGAAUUUCUAUACGUAUAAAUUCAAAGUUUUCCCAACUUUUAGGCAACAGGAAGCUAAGACUCAGUCGUCCCAUUUAGUUCAAAUUACAGAUUCUUAUAUUAAAGAUAUAGUCAGAGGAUAAGCCAUUCCUCAUGCCUCUGCUUUAAUCAAGGAAUGUGUAAUUUUAAUCAAAUGUACGGCGGUUCGCAGAGACAACUAUUUAUGCUGUCACCACAAAUUGCAUUCGUGCUUUUGUAAGAGG